This is a messenger RNA of Procambarus clarkii (red swamp crayfish), 31249 nucleotides long. The record is from RefSeq and is a predicted model, not a curated record. Lineage: Eukaryota; Metazoa; Arthropoda; Malacostraca; Decapoda; Cambaridae.
GUGUGUCGUCAGUAGCACAGGUGGUGGCGCCAUGACUCCUCCCACACUGCUUCCUCCCUCCUUCAUCCUGCCAUAAACCUCAUCCCCACACUCCUGCAGGACACACCCGCUGGAGGAAAGGACCGGCGGGAAGGCCAAAGAAGGUGGCAGUUACCUUGGCUGGCGAAGCGUUGUGUUUACUGUACCUGAGCGGCUCAGCCGCCGUAUUGUUGGAACAUCUUGCGGCCGCCGCGGGCCCGUGUGUGUUGUGUGCCUGCGGGCGGACAGCCAGUGUAGAGUUAGCCGGUGCUGUGGGUGGAACUCUUGCACCCACCGCCCCGUGCAUCACGCUGAGGGUGCAGGUGUGUGAGCUCCAGGUCUGGCGGUGCGUGGGCAGGGAGCAGGGCUGACCCGGGUCCUGGGUGGAGGAGGAGUGCUGUGGGCGGGGAGAGAGAGAGAGAGAGGGAGGAGUGUAGGCCGCGGGACCCAGGCAGCGGCAGUCAGUUAAGCCCCUGAGUCAGGCGGUGUGUGCAGGGUGCGGUGGUGCUGGCCCCGCAAACCCCUUUAGUUAGUCCAGUGUAGCUAGUGACUCUAGUACCCUUCGACCCGUGCUCUCUCCCGCUGCUGCUGCUGCACUAGUUGUUGACACUAGUGCUACUAGCCCCGCCACCAGGCGCUCCUAGACCCGACCCUCUGCCCUCACAAUGUCAACGCACCACUACUACAAGGGCCGGCUGGGCUUCGACCCCGCCGAGGCCCGGGCAAAUGGUACCCGAGACGGACACAACACGGGCGCCGACUUCAAGACAUUUGGCGGAUACGAGGAAUCUCUCAGCAAGUUCAAAGACGAAAGGGACGCCAUCCAGAAGAAGACUUUCACAAAAUGGGUGAACAAACAUUUGAAAAAGCACUGGGGAUAUGGCGAGCAGUACACCUGUAUUACCGUCUGCAGCAACUGCAGCGACGACUCCUGCUGCUCCCCCGUUGCGGGGAAGCAGGUGCGGGACCUGUUCGAGGACCUGCGGGACGGCCACAACCUCAUCUCCCUGCUGGAGGUGUUGUCGGGCGAGCACCUCCCUCGAGAGCGUGGCCGCCUUCGCUUCCACAUGCUCCAGAACGUCCAGCUCACCCUCGACUUCCUGAGAUACCGCAAGAUCAAGCUGGUGAACAUCCGGUGUGAGGACAUCGUUGAUGGGAACCCCAAGUUGACGCUCGGUCUCAUAUGGACCAUCAUCCUCCACUUCCAGAUCUCUGACAUCAUGGUGGGGCAGGCGGAGAACCUGACGGCCAAGGAGGCCCUGCUCCGCUGGGCCCGCAACACCACCCACAAGUACCCCAACGUCGAGGUGAAGAACUUCACCACCUCGUGGAGGGACGGUCUCGCCUUCGUCGCCAUCAUCCACAGAAAUAGCGACAUCAUCCACAGCAGAAGUGCGUCUCGAAGUGGGGCCUCCGACACUGUGGGGUCUGUUCCAGGGGGCCCCGAGCCAAGGGUCACUGGGACUGUGCCACCCGACCUGGUGGACUGGCGCAACCUUCGCCAGAGGAUGCCCAGAGAACGCCUCGAGACCGCCUUCCACGUCAUGGAGCGCGAGUACGGUGUCACCCGACUUCUCGACCCUGAAGAUGUUGAUACCCCAGAACCAGACGAGAAGUCGCUCAUCACCUACGUGUCGCAGCUCUAUGAAAUAUUCCCAGAGCCACCCAGCAUCCACCCACUUUUCAACAUUGAAGCACAGAGGAAGCUUGAGGAGUACCGGGAGAUGUCCACCACACUGCUACACUGGAUCCGUGAACACAUCUCCAUCAUGAGGGACCGACACUUCCCCUCCAACACCGUCGAGCUCAAGAGAAUGGCCCAGGAGAGCACCAGAUUCCGACAAGAAGAAGUUCCACCUCGACUCAGAGAUAAGAACAGUUGUCAGCGCCUGUACCGCGAGAUCCAGAAGCUGCUGGAUGGCACAGGCUUCUUGGAGGACGAGCUGGCCCCCGAGUUGCACUACAACAGCGUUGACGCCGAGUGGAACAAGCUCAUGUCCCUCUACCAAGAGAGGGACGACGCCCUGCAUGACUCCUUGUCUGGUGCUGAUAGGCUUCAACGACUUGCGGAGAAAGUUCACCGAGAAAUCAAACAAACGGAGGUAACUCUGGAGGAGGUAGAGGUUCGAAUAGAGGACGAGGCAAGGAGAGUGGAGCGCCUCCACCCCAUGGACGCCAAACGUAACUGUGAUGCCCUUGAUGGAGAGCUGGCCCAGUGUGAGGACACCAUCAAGACCCUGCACUCUGAUGUGAAGGUGUUGAGGGAGGGCAAGUACCACGAGGCCCCGACGCUUCAUAAGAGGGUUGUGAAACUAGAAGAGCGAUAUGUUAGUGUUAGGACCCUCUUCGAGAACCGCCUUCUUAUAGUUCUGAACAACCGGUCGUUUACACAGCAAGAAUCUUACACGACGACGAAGAGGAUCAUAGUGUCAGAGUCCCGACUUGUCGAAACGAACGAACACUUCCGGUUCCUUCAGGAGUGUAUCAACUGGUGCAAAGACAAACUUAAAAAGUUGAAUGAGAGCGAGUACGGCAACGACCUGGCGGCCGUCGAGAAGGAGUACGACACCCACCACAAGGAGCACAAGAUCAUUCAUCAGUUCCAUACCAACGUGGACCAGUGUGCUGCUGCUGAGAAUAACUUCAAUGGUGAAGAACACACGGUGUACAUCAGCCUGCUGUCUCAGCUGCGGAAGAUCUACGCUGAGUUACUUUCACUGAGCAACAAGCGUGUGUCUGACCUGCACAGCCUGCUGGACUUCCUGCAGGCCGCCACCCAGGAGCUCAUCUGGCUCAACGAGCGGGAAGAACAAGAGCUCAACAGAGACUGGGCGAACAAGUCUCUUAACAUCAGUGACGUGGAGCGAUAUUACGAGAAGCUAAUGGGUGAGCUGGAGAAGAGAGAGGUGCAGUUCAGUGCUGUCCAGGACCGCGGUAACAGCCUGGUUAUCGGACACCACCCGGCCAGCAAGACCGUCGAGGCGUAUCUGGCCGCCAUGCAGACGCAAUGGCAAUGGCUUCUGGAACUGACACUUUGUCUGGAGACCCACCUCCAACACGCCUCCCACUACCACACCUUCUUUACCGACAUCGCAAAUGCAGAGCAGUGGGUCUUGGCACAAGACGAGAAAUUGAACACAACCUUUUCGGUGACUGACUUUGGUCUUGACGAUGGCGAGCAGCUUCUGCGGGAGAUGCAGGACAUUCGCGAGGAGCUGGCUCAGUUCAACACCACUGUCGAUGAGCUCAUCAACAGGGCCAAGACUGUCGUGCCUCUCAAGCAACGCAGACAGACCCUAAGACAGCCCACAACAGUAACAGCAAUCUGCAAUUACAAGAAAAUGGAUAUGAGCAUCAACAAGGGGGAGCGCUGCACGGUUCACGACAACAGCAACCGCGUCAAAUGGAGCGUGGUGACCAACUCCGGCAACAAGGGCAUGGUGCCGGGCGCCUGCUUCACCAUUCCCCCACCCAACCAGGAGGCCAUUGACGCCGCGGAGAAGCUCAAGCGCCAGUACGAACGAUGCAUCGCCCUAUGGCAGAAAAAACAGUUGCGCAUGCGUCAGAACAUGAUCUUUGCUACCAUUAAAGUUGUCAAGAGCUGGGACUUGGCCCAGUUCAUAGCGAUGGGAGCAGAGCAGCGCAACGCCAUCCGUAAAGCCCUAAACGAAGACGCAGAGAAACUGCUGCAGGAGGGCGACCCGAACGACCCGCAGCUGAGACGACUCAAGCGGGAGAUUGACGAAGUCAACAGACUCUUCGACGAGUUCGAGCGACGCGCAAAUGAGCCCAAGCCAGGAACAGUGUUGGUUGAGCAGUGCAAUAGCCUGAAGGAAUACCUUGACAUGAUGGAGAAGAUGCUCAUCCAAAGGUGCCUGGCCUCCAUUCCUAGGGAUCUGGAUCUCCUUGAGCAGUUGGUCAUUGAGCACAAACAGUUUGAAAAUGACCUCUCUUCGCACGAGCUGGAGGUUGAGAGUAUCCAGAAGAACUACCAGAACCUGUCCCGUCGAACACCAGCCAUUCAAAGGACAGUCGAGUCCAUCACACAACAGUGGGAUCGUAUUUGGGCCCUGUCACAUGUUUACAUUGAGAGAAUGAAAUGUGUGGAAAUGGUUGUGACAGGCAUUGAGGAGGGUUCACAAGUAGUUUCCGAAAUAGAGUUGAAAUUGGCUGAACACCAGGACCUGCCUGAUGACCUGGAUGACCUAGAGCAUGAACACCAACAGUUGCUUAACAUUCAACAAGUUAUCCAUGACCAUCAGGCGCUGAUUGAUCGUCUUCUUGAAGAAUGCCGUAAUGUUCGCACGCUUGUUGUUAAGUCCAGACCUACCCAAAAGAUACACCCAGAUGUUGAUAAACUUGAAGAAGAUGUGAGGAAACUUCGCAUACGAUGGGAGAAUAUUUGCUCACAGAUCAUAGAGAGGCUGCGAAGUUGUGAGGCUGCAUGUGAGCUUCUUACUAAGUAUCGUAAUGGCCAUGACAUUGAAAAGGUAGAAUUAGAUGACAUGAAGAAUGGCCUCCGCAGUCAGAAGAUUGAAGACCUAGGUCCCUCAGAGGCAGAAAUCGAACUUGAAAGGCUGAGGAGUAUGUACAUGAAAAUUAUAGAGAAGAAAACAAGCAUAGAACAUGUAAAUACCCUUGGCGGCCGAUUCAUACGGGAAGCCAAGAUCUAUGACUUGCGCCUGUCCCAGUACAAGGCCAGUCUAGAGGACGUUCACCCUAGUCUGGACGCGAGCCUAAGCAAGAGGCCUCGCAUCCAGAGCGGGGGCGACAAUGUCAUGCAACAGCUUGACAAACUGAACAACCAGUACCAGUUCAUCGCAGAUGAAACUUACGAUCGCAUAGCCAAGAUCUACAAUCGUUUCCAGUAUGAAAAAACCUUCAAUUUCCAACUGGAAGACUUGACACCUGUAAGUCUGGAGAAAACCUUCCGGACAGAGCUCAACCUGCCUGAUGUCCGCCCUGACCUCUCUACCCCAAUUAUCAUCGAUGAUGACAAGGAAUAUCGAGCUCGAUCAGAAGCCCAAUUGACCGUCACAAGUGGGUCCAUUCCCUCUCAGCGCCACUCUUCUGCCACACAGCUUAUAGAACCGGACUAUGUGGAUGGGCAUGUAGCCACUACCACCACCCAUGUAGGUUCCUCCCUACAGGUCACUACCACGACCUCCACUCGCCGCCUAGCUGCUGUUACUGCAGCAUCUGGAGCUUCAGAGCCUCAUAUAGUGCAUCCUGUUACAGGUGAAAAGCUUUCUUUGCAUCAGGCCAUGGAGGGUGGGUUGGUAGACCUUGCAUCAGGUACACUGACUCACCCUACCACUGGCGAGAGCAUUACUUUGUCUGAAGCUGUGGAACGUGGUUAUGUAAGCUCCAUGCUGUUGGAACACUUGGAAACACCCUGUGGUAUAAUAGACCCAACCACGGGACGGGAGCUAACACUGUUACAGGCGACAAGACGAGAGUUGUACAGUCCUCGGGAAGGCGCCUUCAGGGACCCUACAACAGGCAAACUGUUAACACCUGAAGAAGCAGCAAAGAUUGGUUUCAUCAUUUUAGAGAAGGUAAGCUACUUUACCCAGCUUUGUGUACCAGUGGUGGCUUCGCUCUCUCUGUAUGAUGCGAUAGUUGAAGGCCAUGUUAAUGUGCGCACGGGAGAGUUCACAGUUCCAUCUACAGGAGAAAAGAUUCCUAUGACUCAAGCUUUUGCCAGAGGAUUCAUAUCUGCUGAACCAUCACCAGUUUUAACAAGUGGAAUAUGUCUGUCCGAAGCCAUCAGCCAGGGGUUCAUUGAUGAUUAUUCGGGUCAGGCCGUAGAUAGAAAUUCUGGUAACAAGUACACAUUAGAUGAGGCUGUUCAGAAAGGACUUUUGGCAUCUCAUAUUCGUGAGGUAGUGAAUUCAGAUACUGGAUGUAAACUAACUGUAGCAGAAGCCAUUAAUGAAGGUGUGUUGAAUGUUACAACUGGACGGUAUGUUAAUAAUGUUACUGGGCAAAAGUUGCAGUUCUUGGAAGCUAUGCAGCAACAACUUAUUUGUCGACCUUACACUCUGAAAGACUGUAAUGAUUUGAAGCUUUUAGACAAUAAUGGGCAUAUUCAAGAUCCACAAAUUAAGGAUUAUAUACCACUGUUGGAAGCUGUUGGCAAGGGCAUAGUUGAUGUCGAUUUAAAAUCGGUGAAAGACACGGCCAGCAAAACCCUUCUUACUUUGCCUGAAGCUUUCAUGUUCUCUGUACUCCUGCCUGAAGGUAAGUACAGAGAUACAGAAAGUGGAGAGGUGAUAAGUCUUAUUGAUGCUGUGAAUAGAGGCCUUAUCACAUCAGUAUCCACUAAAACAAUAUUUGAUAUUGAUGGUAUUAAGGAUCCUGAAACUGGGGAUUACAUUAGUUUUAAAAUAGCAAUGCUUAAAGGUGUCAUAAAUCCUAAAACUGGUUUAUUUAACCUGAAGACCGGAAGUACUAUGAGUCUGGAGGAUGCAGUUUUAGAAAAGAUGAUUCAACCACAAAUUCUUGAAACUCUUAAAAUGAAUAUUGGAAUUUUUGAUAAUGAUGGGAAGGAGAUAAAUGUUGUAGAAGCAGUUCUGAAUGGUAAUCUUGACCCAAAUACAGGGCAAAUCUUGGAUCCUAAAACAGGGAAGGCUGUUGCCCUUGAAGAUGCAGUGAAUAGAAAAUUAAUCACACCAGAAGGUGCAGCUACUCUCCGGGGGCUGUUGAGUGUUACUGUCACUACUGCUACAAUUACAAAGACAAUUAAGAGGUAUGUAACUGUCAAAAGUACUGGAAUUCAUACCACAGAAUCAAGAGUUACUCUUCAGGAAGCAAAACACAGGGGUCUUAUAAAUGAAGCUCAAGGCACCUAUCAUGACCCAGAAAGUAAUCGAACUAUGCCAUUAGACGAGGCCAUUCAGCAGGGUCUAGUUACUUUGUCAACAGAAUGGCCUUCUGCAUUGCCUGGUGCUAAUGCCAUUACCCCAGAUUCCUUGCUUCCUGUUUCUUCAGUAAGGGAAACUGUCAAGCGACAUCACUCCCCAGAGAAAUAUCCUAGUCCAUCCAAGAGUGCCAGAACCAGUAUUUCACCAGAACGACCACCAAGAUCUCACAGUUCUUCACCAUCAAAGACCCCACAUAGAUUGGGUUCUCCUACAAAAACCAGCCCAGUUUCUUCUGACAAAAUACUUUAUGAAGAUCAGCGUGUGCCCCAAUCAUCGCCCUCUAAAUCGCCAGAAAGAAUACUUGGAAGAACUAGCCUUCCUACAUCUCCACAGAAAACUAGCAAAGUUCUUUCACCUAUUAGAACAUUUCCCUCUUCCCCAUCCAGAACUCCAGAGAGCAUAGUGUCACCUCUGGAAAGCAGUCAUUCAGUCUCCUCAGAGAAGGGAAAGGAUAAAGAAUUUUCUCCAAAAUCACCAGAAAGAACAGCAUCACCAAUAAAAGCAGGACAUAUAACUUCACCUGACAAAAAACAGAGACCAGAUUUCAUAGAAACCUUGGUAUCGCCUUCAAAGGGUAAAGCCUUACCAACUAAAUUAGCAGAGUCAUCUGUCAAGGAAUUGGAGCAACUUGAUGAUUCUUUAGUGUCUUCUCCAAGUUCUGGAUCAGCUUCCCCAUUAAAAUUUGUUGCUACUAGACCUGACACAUUAUUUCAGACUGUAAACGGAUCACAGGAUGGCUCGCCCAUAAAAUCUCAACCUGAAUCCCCAUCGAGAUCUUACAGCUCAAGACAAGGAUCGCCAUAUACUUCAAGAGGUGAAUCCCCCAUUAAAUCAUUUGGUUCAAGGCCAGAUUCUCCAAUGAAAUCUAGUGGAAUUGGACCAGAGUCUCCCCUGAAAACAGAUGAAUCUGUCCCAACAUCACCUGAUAAGGGUAUGCCAGGAAGCUCAAUAGUAUCACCAGAAAGACCUCCUAGAAAAAUAAAGAGUUAUCUUAGGUCUCCUGCUGAUUCUGUUGAUAGUGCCAUGGGGAAUGUUGAUGAUACUGAUAUGACAUCAUCUGGUGCAUCACUUACAGGCACCACAACUGUAUUUAAUGAGAGCUAUUCUGCAAAGACUCGAACUCUUGAGCUGCCACCAGAUGGCUGGUAUCUUAAGGAAGCAAUAGAUGAGAAGCUGUAUGAUCCUGUAAUGGGUCUUUUCACAAUACCAGGCACUGAUAGAUUAGUUAGCUUUGAAGAGUGUGUCAAAAUUGGGAUUAUUGACUAUCAAUCAGCUGAAGUUGUAGACCCAAAGAAUGGGAGGAGAAUUACUCUUACAAGAGCCCUGGACAAGUCUGUUCUUGACUGCACUGGAAAAUAUCCUGACGAGUCUAAUCCAGGCAGGAGGCUUACCAUGAAAGAAGCUAUAACUAAAAACUUAGUAAUCUUAAAAGAUCGGUCAGAUGAGAUAACCGAUUAUGUAUCUGGUCGUAUUAUUCAAAUAACAAGUGUUGAGGGCCAGCCAGACAAAGUUCAGGUGUCAGGUGGUUUAGAAGGUGUUCCCUCUGCUGUAUUCAGAGAAAUUAGAACUAAUGAACCAACAGUUGAUGCUACUCUUGUUGAAAUUAAACCUGGUAUGACUUUUAACCCUACAGAAGGCAGUGUUCAUUUAGAAGAUGGCUCAGUUUUAGAUGUUGUAACAGCAGUUAAAGAAGGGAAAAUCCAACCAACUGGUGUCAAAGUGAAGGAUCCUUACUCUGGGCGUGAUCUGAAUCUGAGUGAAGCUAUAAGAAAGGGAGUUAUUGAUAAAGAUUCUGGAGAAUACAAAGACAAAACUGGUCGUAAAUUAUCUUUGACUGAUGCUGCCAAGUAUGGAAUCCUUGGAGUUGCUGCUGUUAUAGGUGCCCCAGUUAUUGCUGGGGUGGCUGCUGCACAAGCAAUCAAGAGAGGCAUUAAGAAAGUUAAAAAGGUUGAUCCUAAGACUGGAGCAGAGAUCAUAAUUGAAGAAAGUGUUGAAAUAAUCACAGAUUCUACACCAGAGGAACCCCUCGAGUCGGUGGUUGGUAAGCGUUCUCGCACCACCAUAAAAUCUACCACUGUUGUUGAAACAGAUGUCAUACUUCAAGACCCUGUGACAGGAAAGGAGAUUUCUCCUGAAGAAGCAUUUUCACGGGGGCUGAUAUCCCCCAAAGAACUGGAGGAAAUUAGGAACACAGCACAUGGAAAGAUCCAAGAAAUUCAACAACAGGCAGGAGGUAAAGAGAUAGAUAGUGGUCCAGAAGAGAAGGUAUUUGAAUUUCUUCAUUUAGAUGAUGUAAAAGGAACAGAAGUGCAAGAUAUAGUAAAAAUGCAGGAAGAUUUUGACAAACUUUCACCAGUAAAGUUGUCUCCCAUUGGUCAGCUGCUCUCUGAGAGCAAACUAGAACCUUCUAAAGAACAUGAGGCUCCUGAAGGUAAACAAGAUAUUUUGAGUCAGGCAUUACCUUCUGAAUUUAGACAAGAGGCACCUAGUCAGAUCAUACCAUCUGAGGGCAAGCCGGAGCCCACUGCAGUUGAGGUCCUACCAUUCGAGGGCAUGCCGGAGCCCACAGCAGCUGAGGUCCUGCCAUCCGAGGGCAAGCCGGAGCCCACUGCUGCCGAGGUCCUGCCAUCCGAGGGCAAGCCGGAGCCCACUGCUGCCGAGGUCCUGCCAUCCGAGGGCAAGCCGGAGCCCACUGCUGCCGAGGUCCUGCCAUCCGAGGGCAAGCCGGAGCCCACUGCUGCCGAGGUCCUACCAUCAGAGGGCAAGCCGGAGCCCACUGCUGCCGAGGUCCUGCCAUCCGAGGGCAAGCCGGAGCCCACCGCAGGCGAGGUCCUGCCAUCCGAGGGCAAGCCGGAGCCCACCGCAGGCAAGGUCCUGCCAUCCGAGGGCAAGCCGGAGCCCACUGCAGCCGAGGUCCUGCCAUCCGAGGGCAAGCCGGAGCCCACCGCAGCCGAGGUCCUGCCAUCCGAGGGAAAACCGGAGCCCACCGCAGCCGAGGUCCUGCCAUCCGAGGGCAAGCCGGAGCCCACUGCAGCUGAGGUCCUGCCAUCCGAGGGCAAGCCGGAGCCCACCACAGCCGAGGUCCUGCCAUCCGAGGCCAAGCCGGAGACCACCACAGCCGAGGUCCUGCCAUCCGAGGGCAAGCCGGAGCCCACAGCUGCUGAGAUCCUGCCAUCCGAGGGCAAGCCAGAGCCCACCGCAGCCGAGGUCCUGCCAUCCGAGGACAAGCCAGAGGCCACAGCAGCCGAGAUCCUUCCAUCCGAGGACAAGCCAGAGCCCACAGCAGCCGAGAUCCUUCCAUCCGAGGACAAGCCAGAGCCUACAGCAGCCGAGGUCCUGCCAGAGCCCACAGUAGCCAAGAUCCUUCCAUCCGAGGACAAGCCGGAGCCCACAGCAGCUGAGGGCAAGCCGGAACCCACAGCAGCCGAGGGCAAGCCGGAACCCACAGCAGCCGAGGUUCUACCAUUAGAAGGAAAGCCGGAGCCCACCGCAGCCGAGGUCCUGCCAUCCGAGGGCAAGCCAGAGCCCACAGCACUCGAGGUCCUGCCAUCCGAGGGCAAGCCGGAGCCCACAGCAGCCAAGGUCCUGCCAUCCCAGGGCAAGCCGGAGCCCACAGCAACUGAGGGCAAGCCAGAACCCACAACAUUCGAGGUCCUGCCAUCCCAGGGCAAGCCAGAGCCCACAGCAGCCGAGGUCCUGCCUUCCGAGGGCAAGCCAGAGCCCACAGCAGCCGAGGUCCUGCCAUCUGAGGGCAAGCCAGAGCCCACAGCAGCCGAGGUCCUGCCAUCCGAGAGCAAGCCGAAGCCCACAGCAGCUGAAGUCCUGCCAUCCGAGGGCAAGCCGGAGCCCACAGUAGCCGAGGUCCUGCCAUUACAGGGCAAACUGGAGCCCACAGUAGCCGAGGUCCUGCCAUCCCAUGGCAUGCCGGAGCCCACAGCAGCCGAGGUCUUGCCAUCCCAGGGCAAGCUGGAGCCCACAGCAGCCGAGGUCCUGCCAUCUGAGGGCAAGCCGGAGCCCACCGCAGUUGAGGUCCUUCCAUCUGAGGGCAAGCCGGAGCCCACCACAGUCGAGGUCCUGCCAUCCGAGGGCAAGCCGGAGCCCACAGCAGCCGAGGUCCUGCCAUCUGAGGGUAAGCCAGAACUCAUAGCCAAGAUUAUGCCUUCAGAAAGUAAAUCAGAGGCCUUCAUUAUUGCUCAGCCUUCUGAAAGUGAGCUUCAAUUAUCCAGUGAUGCUUUGCCUUUAAACAAUAAGCCAGAGUUAUCCGUUGCAACACCUACAGUAGAUGAAAUUAAGGAUCCACAAAGUAUUAAAAUAUUGCCAGAAGUUUUGGAUACUAUGGAUAAUAAACCUCAAGAUGUUGAUGUGCAGUUGCAUAAAGUCAGAUUAGUUAAAACAUCAAGCAGAGAUAAGAGUCCUGAACAAGCAGAUUCAGAUAGGAGGAUGUCUCUUGGAGAAAGGACGAGAGAGCGUGUUACAACAGAGCCCAAAUUUAGUGUUGCUAUUGGCCGUGCAAAGUCAAUGCCAAGUCCUGAUCAUGAAGGAAAACUAGUUGUGUUACAGAAAGUAUGUAGAAGAUCCAUGAAACCCAAGCAGGCAGCUUCCAAAGGUGUUGUUGAUGAAAAAACUGCAGCAAUACUGGAGGAUCCAAACACUUUUCUUGGACCAGGUGGAGAAUCUUUGUCUUUGGAGGAAGCUUUAAGAUUAAAGAAAGUUGAUGGUGACAGUGGGGCUAUUGUUGAUGUAGCAUGUGGAGAGCCAUUGACCAUCAAUGAAGCUGUUGAGAGUGGUGUUCUUGAUGGCACUACAGGAAGUGUUCUUGUGCCAGUUGGAAGGAGUGUCACUCUACCAGAGGUAGUAUCUCAGGGGCUCUUUGAUAAAGAUACCCAGAGAUUCAUUCAUCCAGAAACUGGCAGUCGAUUGACUUUACGUGAAGCUAUACUUUGUGAUAUUGUUGAUCCUGUAUCUCAGAUUUUAGAACCUGAAACGCAUCAGAUCAUUACUCUCGAUGAAGCUAUUCAGAAGGGUAUUAUUGACUCACAAUCUGGCCAGGUAAUUACAACAGAAGGUCCAGUGUCAAUUUUAGAGGCAAUUGAUUUGACUGAUGUUUUUGUUACCUCAGCAGUUGCUAGAGUUGAUUGGCUGCCUCCACUUGGGAUGACAUUCCCUGUGGCAUUAGAGAGGGGUCUUGUUGAUGUUGACAACAAAGAAAUUAUACAUCCAGUGACAAGUGAUCGGCAGUCAUUGAAAACUGCUAUUGACAAUGACUUCAUUCUUGCUUUGCCAUGUCCCAUUUUGCCAGAGAGUGUACAAGUUACUCAAGCUUUGGAAUGUAAACUUAUAAAUACUGAUGCAUGCACAUUUACUAUUCCAAACACUGGUGAAGAAGUGCCAGUUGUGGAAGCAGUUGAAAGUGGUCUGCUACAGAUUAAACCUAUGACAAAAGUAAUAGCAGAUAGUAUUGAUGUAAGUAGAGAUAUCACAUAUACUGAAACUAUUACUUCAUAUGAAACUAUAACAACAAAAACUGUGAGAGUAGUUCCAGGAUAUGUCUUAAUCAGCUCCACUGAAGUUAAGAAUAUUAGCACAGGGGAAAUCAUCACACUAGAUGAGGCUAAAAAGCAAGGUAUAGUUGACUUUGAUACAGAAACAAGGCCUGAAGAAAAACUGACAUUCCGAGAGGCCGUUGAACAAGGGCAUAUUGAUUUUGCCACAGGUACCUUCCAAGACCCUGUAACAAACGAUCUAAUUCCUAUUGACAAAGCCAUUCAACUUGGUUUAGUUGAACCUACAGAGCCAGCACCAUCUACUGAGGUAACUAGUAAGAUAAAUAUAAUGCAAGCCUUCUCUACCAUCUACCAUGAAAAAUCUGGGAAGUUCAAAGACCCACAAACUGGAAUAUUGUUGACUCUGGAUGAAGCUGUUGACAAAGGAGUAAUUGAUGCUGAUGUAAUGGUGUAUGAUACAAAGAGUGGAAAUGCAUUAACUACUAAAGAAGCAGUAGAUAGAGGAGUAAUUGAUGUUGAAGCAGGUGACUUCAUUGAUCCUAAAUCUGGAAGCAAAGUCAAAGUUAAGGAUGCUGUGAAAAUGGGUUUGCUUGCUGUUAUAGGUGCUCCUAUUCUUGCAGGAAUGGCAGUCAAAGAAGUAAUUAAAGGUGCUCGUGAGAAAUUUAAAAGAUCGCCCACUCCAACGAGAACAACUGUAAUCACAGAGAUUAUAGAAGAAUAUUUGCCAGCCAGAACAGCUGAAGAUAUGCUUAAGAGGUCAUCUUUACUUCCUGAAGAUCAAGUGUGUUUCCCUGUCAUUGAGAUUGGCCAGAAAAUGACGUUAAGAACUGCAAUGGAGGGAGGUUACAUCGAUGUUGACUUAUGUGUUGUAGUACUUCCAUCUACUGGAAACAGGCGACCCUUGCGACGAGCAGUGAGAGAGGGUUCCAUUACUCUAAUCACCGUCAUUGAAAUUCGAAGUCGAACUGAAAUUUGGAUAGUUGAGGAAAUAACAGUUAUAACAGAAGUGGUCAAGUCCUUAGAUCCAGCAAUUAUGGCCCAAAAGGGGCAAUAUGAUCCUGAAAGUAGAAUUUUCAUUGACCCAGCAACAGGAGAGCCAGUGCCUUUCCAAAAAGCACUUGACACUGGCUCUUUUAGUCCAGAGAAUACACUUGUAAAAGAUCCUUCUACUGGACGAGAAAUGCCUCUCAGUAAUGCUAUCGAAGAAGGAAUAGUAAACCCUACCACGGGGGAAAUUCUAGACUUGCAAACUGGAGAAACUAUUAAUUUCUUUGAAGCUGCAAAGAAAGGUUUGGUGAAACCUGAUGACAAGAAAGAACCUAAAAAAGUGAAAAUACAACCAGAACCCAUGAUUGCAUUAAAUGAAGCCAUUGAGCAAGGCCUUUUGAAACCUGACACUGGUAUAUUUAUUAAUCCUAAUAAUGGAGAGAGUCUCAUAAUUGGGGAAGCUAUACAAAGUGGUCUUCUCGAUCCAUCCUCUAUACAAAUAUAUGACCCUAGAAAUGAAGAUAUUAUUUCUUUAAAAGAAGCCAUUGAUACUAGUCUUGUUGACUUAUCUACUGCUACAUUUACUGACCCUGAAAAUGGAUGUGAAAUGGAUUUUACAACAGCCCUUACCAAAGGCAUACUAGUGGCCAAAAGAAAGCCCAUGUCUCUAGUGGCUGUAGUAAAGAAGAAUUUGUAUGAUCCAAACUCUGGCAAGAUAAUAGACUCGCUCAUGAAACAAAAACUGGAUGUAGAUGAGGCAGUUAAGAGGGGAGUAGUAGAUUCUUUUAUCACCCUUUGUAAAGAUGUUAAGGCAGACAAAUAUGUUACCUUAGAUGAUGCUCUGCUUCAUGAUCUGGUUGUGGCUCAGAAUGGGAAACUGAAGAAUACUAAAAAGAAUACUUUUAUCACAUUUGAUGAAGCUGUGAAGCAAAGUUUGAUUGUGACACAGCAAAACCCCGUGCCUCUUGUUGAUGCUGUGUUAUGUGAUAUGUAUAAUCCAGAAGAUGGCCACUUUUAUGAUCCCUGUGAAGGUGAAGAGUUAACAUUGAAUGCAGCAAUGUCUUGCAAACUCCUUGAUGUUAAUACAUGUAAAGUGAAAUUAAAUGAUGACUUACACACUGUCAGUGAUGCUCUACAAAAAGGCAUUUUGGAUGGAGAAACAGGAAGAUUGCUACAACCAGAACAAAUGAGCUUGGAUAAAGCAGUGAAGAAAGGUUACCUUGUGCCAGUCUUAGGCUCCCUUUCAUUACAACAGGUUCUUGAAGAUGGGUUGUAUGAUUCGGAAACUGGUCUGGUCACUGUAGAUGGUGACCGUAUUACUAUACAUGAAGCUGUCCAGCGAAAUAUUAUUGAUCCCUCUUGCCUGUCAGUAAAAGAUCCUAGAACUGGUGAAGCAAUUACUCUGGAAGAAGCUGUCAAAGUUGGCAUUAUUGAUCCAAUGACAGGAACAUUCAGAGAUCCCAUCACAGGAGCUGAUAUUGAAUUGAUGGAAGCCUUAACCAAGGGUGUUGUUACAGAAGGUCGUACAAAGUUUACUCUGUAUCAGGCUGUAAUGAAAGGCUUUUACAAUCCUAAUACAGGACGCAUUACCAAUCCCUUGUCAACAGAUCAGAUGACAGUGAGCCGAGCAAUACGAUCAGGCUUCAUUGACCCCAGUACAACCUUAGCCAGAGACCCUAGCACAGAGAAGUUGAUGAGUUUCAAACAGGCAGUUUACAAGGAACUUCUUGAUACCAGCACUGGGAUGUUUAACUUUGGAAGAAUUAAAAAGAUGAACUUCAAGGAUGCAUUUGAGCAAGACUAUCUUAUUGAAGCACCAAUGCCAAUGGCUUUGAGGGUUGUGAUUAUGAAAGGGCUUUAUUCUGAAGAAUUUGGGAAAUUCUUGAACCCAAGCACAGGAGAAUGGAUUACUCUCUCUGAAGCACUAGCUUCACAAAUGAUUGACUCAGACUCGGCCCAUGUGAAGGACACCAUCUCUGGUCGCCUUAAAAAGGUGAAUCUAAGGGAGGCUGUUGAAUAUGAAAUAAUUGAUGGAGAGUUAGCACUAGUAAAGAAUUACCAAACUGAUACUAGGCACACGUUAUUGGAAGCAUAUGAACUGACACUCAUAAUAGAUAGUCGUGUUGCCAUGUCUCUGCAGCGUGCACUGCACCAAGGUUUACUAGAUGAAGAGCAGGGACUCUUGACUGAUGUUAACACUGGUAGAAAGAUAACCCUACAUGAAGCCAUGCGCAGGUUGGUCAUAAAUCCUAGUCUUCCAUGCUACUGGGACAUAAGUACAUCAACUUGCUUCUCUCUUGUGCAGACAUGUAGGGAGGGUAUUAUCGAUCGCAGACAUGGCAAGUUCAAUGACCCAAAGUCUGGCUGUACUCUUACUCUUAUAGAUGCUCUUGAGCACGGUAUGAUCCUCGAUAUUGACAAACCACAAAGUCUGUAUGAUGCUGUUAUCAUGGGUUUCCAUGAUAACAAGUCAGGCCGUAUGAUCCAACCAAACACUGGCCGCAAAUUAACUCUUGCAGAUGCUUGCAAGCAAGGUAUUAUUGAUAUAUCCACCUCAAUUAUUAGAGAUCCUAAUAAAUCUCGCUUCUUGAAAUUAAAUGCUGCUGUUAAUGAAGGUAUUGUUGAUGAUGUAAAUGGCAAGUAUAUUAUGCCGAACACCAAAGAAGAGUUGUCACUGGAGGAGGCUGUUGACAGGAACCUGAUUGUUACUUCUAAACGACCACUUACUAUUGAAGAAGCACUGAAGUACAGUCUGUAUUCUCCAGAAUCUGGUCGUUUCACAGAACCAUGUGUGGGAGAUAAGCUUGAUUUGACAGAGGCAAUUAGUCAUUGUCUCAUUGAUGGCAAUACUUCUGCCCUGAAGAAUCCUUUGGACGAGUCGAUAAAGAGCAUUCGGUCAGCUAUAGAAGAGAAAGAGAUUAAUUCUUCUACAGGGCUUGUAACUGAUCUUCAGACAAAGAAGACUUACACUAUCAAUGUAGCAUAUGAAAGAGGGCUCAUUGUAACAGUAGGCAAGCCAAUCAGUUUCAUGCAGGCAGUUAGACAAGGGUGCAUUGACUUGGAAAAGGGCACAUUCACUGACCCUGAAUCAAAUAAGGAGUAUACUCUUGAGGAAGCACUUUGCUUUGAGCUUAUUGAUCCAGAUUCUGCAGUCAUCAAAGAUCCAAACACUGGCAGAUACAAGACUCUUAAGCGUGCCAUAGGAGAAGGACUUGUUGACCUAAAGAAAAGGGCUCUUUUCGAUCCUCAAAGUGGGACUUUAAAGACCCUUUGCAUUAUUUUUGACCAGGGCACCAUUGUAUUUCUCAGAGAACCAUUGUCAUUUGAUGAGGCCAUUGACAAAGGUUACCUUAACACUGAAACUGGCAUGUAUACUGAUCCAAACUCAAAAGAGAUAUUAAACCUGAGGGAGACAUGUCGCUUGGGCCUCAUUGACCCAGAAACUGUACUGGUGAAGAAUACACGGAGCAGACAGCUGAUUCAACCAGUAGAAGCAUGUGAAACAGGAGUCAUUGAUUCACAGAAGGGUAUGGUGUACAACACAGCCACCAGUCACCUUCUUACCAUUGCUGCAGCUAUUGAGGCUGGUUUGGUAGUAACACCAUGUCGUGGUCUUGCCCUCCUUGAAGCUCUUGACUAUGGUCUGUACAAUGUUGAGACUGGACAUCUUUUGAAUCCUUACCUGAAGCAACAUGUUACUUUGCAAGAAGCUAUUGCCUGUGGGCUGAUCGAUAGCACCACAACAAUGGUCAAGUGUCCCGUCAGUGGCAACAUCCAGAGCAUGGCAGAAGCUGCACGGAGUGGGGUACUUGAUGAGCAAGGUGGCGCCGUGGUGGAUUCGUCCUCUGGCAUCCGCUAUCCACUUCCAGAGGCCCGUCGUCAAGGUUACCUACUCACCGCACAAGCGCGGCAAGCCAUGAUUGAGAAGUACAGACAGUGUGAUACAACCAUUGUGGAUAUAAUUGAUAAGGUGAGCGAGAUUGAACGACGCCUGGCAGAACAAGAGCCUGUUAGUGAGAAUACUAAUGGACUCCGCAACCAGAUUAACACAGUCAAGGCCAUUAAGGAUGAACUUGACGAGAUGUUCCGGCCUCUGGGUACAUGCUUGGAUGGUGUGAGGCAAGUGGUAAACCAAGGGGGUGAGGUUCUAUCACGUGAGGAACUAGAGUCACUAGACCAGGCUGCUACCAUUCUUAAGCAACGCUAUGACCACUGUGUGGUUCAAGCCGACACCACACACCGUCGUCUCACAACUGCCAUGGAAGAAUUUUCAAAAUAUGAAAAAGAGAUUGCUCUCUUCCUCACUUGGUUGAAUCAAGCCACAAAGACCCUAUUGGAGAAGGAGCGGCUUUGCUCAGACCUUAAUAAGAUUAAAAUCCAUGAGCAAGGGUGUCGAGACUUCCUGGGGGAUGUGAUUGCCCAUCAAGCUGACUUGCGUUUCAUUACCAUGGCCACACAGAAGUUCCUAGAUGAAUCAAGUUUAUACUUGCGUACUGUGAAUAACUUCCGCACAUCUUUGCCAGAGCGCUACCCAUUGUUACAAGCUGAUCCAGACUCUGUGGUUCGUGAUGCUGCUGAUGAUGUUAGUGCAGAAUUCAAGGAUCUGCUAGCACGUGCCAAUAAGCUCGUUGACAGGGCGACAAGUGUUGGUAAUAAACAACGUGACUAUACAGAAGCCAUUGAAAAGGCUACCCGCUGGCUCAAAGACACUGAGGUAAAGGUGGUACGCAUUCUGCAAGAACCUGUUGGUGCUGAGCCUAAGAGCGUUCAAGACCAAUUAGAUAAAGCUAAGGCAAUCAACAAUGAUGUGGUAGCUCAGUCACGAUUGUUUGAUAACUGUCGUGCAACAGCAGCCUCUCUACUCCGUGCCCUGGAGGGUGAGCUGGAUGCUAGAGAACAACAGGCCAUUGAACAACCUCCAGAGGAACUGGCUGACCGUUAUGCUGAACUUGCUGACCGCCUAGGAAUCCGCUGCCAGGACCUAGACACUGCCCUUGUCCAAUGCCAGGGUGUCCAGGAAGGCCUCGACUCACUCAUGAAUUGGCUCAAUAGUAUUGAUCUUCAGCUAAAGAACGUGAGCAAGCCAGCCUCGCUAAACCGCGACCGUCUUGACGAACAGCUGAGGGAACACCGCCAGCUCCACGCAGACAUCAUGUCCCACCAGGCAUCAGUGGUCCAGAUCAACGACUCUGCCGAGGCUCUGCUCUCCUCCGCCUCCAACGUCAGGGUCGCCAAGAAAAUAGAGACCAAACUGAGGGAGCUCAACACAAAGUUCGAGAAGGUGGUCGAUAAGUCAGAAUCUCGUGGACAGCAUCUGGAAAUAGUCUCGACUCGACUGGAUGCUUUCACCGUCUCGGUUGAACACUUUGAGGAAUGGUACAUUGAAAUUGUGGAAGUUGUUGAAUCUCGGGAAGUUCUAUCACUGGAUGUCGAAAGCUAUGCUCAGAAGAUUGAAGAAAUUGCUCUUCAGCGAGAUUCACGUACGGAUGACUUUGAUGGUAUGAUAAAAACUGGCAAAGAACUGGUUUCAAAGAAGGAUGUCACAGACACUGCACCUGUGAAGGAUAAAAUUAAGAACUUAGAAGGCCAGUGGAAAGAACUGAGUGACACACUAGAUGAACGGGCACGUAAUGGCAAGGAACGCUCGGAGCAACUUAUUGCUUAUGAACAGCUACGCGACCGCUGUACACAAUGGAUUACCACCACAGAAAACACUUUGGAUAGUGCUCAAGCUGUCGGAUUGGAACAAGAAGUUAUUAAAAAACAGGUUGAGGACCUCAAGCCAAUUCUCAGAGAGUAUCGUGAGUAUGGCACCACAGUUGACAAGCUGAAUGAGCUUGGUAAUGCAUAUGAUGCAUUGCUACGUGGAGAAAGGCCAGAGAGUCCAUCAAGAAGACGAUCAUCUGUGACUCCAGUGAAGCGUCCAUCAAUCACCUCGCCUCUUAAAUCUCCAGCGAGGCGAGUGUCACAAGAUGCACGCAGUCCUUCACCAUCUCACAAGUUGAUGGGCUUCAACGGCUCUGGCCCCAUGUCUCCCAUACCAGGCGGCUAUGCUAGCAGACGUACAUCACAAGAAGGAUUCCAUCUUGAUGAUAUGAGUCCUAUCCAGAAAGAGUUGAUGCAAGUGAACAACCGUUAUGAUAUGAUUGGAAUGAGGCUUACCGAUCGUCAGAAUGACUUGGAUAUUAUGAAAGAUGAACUGAAGAAGGUGGCUGACAGUAUAAGAUCCAUCACAUUAGCUCUAGACAAAUCAGAGCGCAGUAUGCCAAGAGAAGCUGUACCUACCACAAAGGAAGAAGCUGAUAAACAUAAUAGACAGUGCAAGUCUAUACUUGAUGAACUUCAAGAGAAACAACCUGCUUUGGAUUCAUUGAAGAUACAGGUAGCAGAAUUAAUAAAGAAGCGACCAACAGCUCCAGGUGCCGAUAUCUUGCAAGAUCAAGUAGACCUUGUGAAUGAUCGUUUUAAGGAACUGCAGGGUCGAUUGAAAGAUCGCCUUAGUUUCCUGGAGCAUAUAAAAGACUUCCUUGAUAGUUAUGAUUCUCUCAACAACUGGCUUGUUUCUAAAGACAGAAUGAUGACUGUUCUUGGACCAAUAGCAUCUGAUCCUCGUAUGGUUCAAAUGCAGGCACAGCAAGUUCAGGUAUUGAGAGAUGAAUUUCAGGCCCAAGAACCAAAACUGGGUGAUCUUAACGAUGCUGGUGAUACCAUUAUUGGUGUGUGUGAACCAAAUUCAAUGGCUGCUAAGAAAAUCAAUGACAAAUUGGACAGCAUUAACAAUAAAUGGACAGAACUCAUUGGUCAGUUAGAUGCUCGUGAUUCUGCUCUUAAUGCAGCUUCAGAUGCUAGUACAGACUUUUAUGAUAAUUACAACAAAUUGCAUGAUGCACUUAUCAAGUUGGGUGAUGAUUUUGAUGAAGUUAUUGCUGCUGGUGCAGAUACUGCUAAACAGAUAGAGGCUGUAAAUGCUCUAGAAAACGGUUUGGAAACAGCACGCGGUACCUUGAUUGAUCUUGAAGGACUUGGUGAACAACUUACAGCAAUUUUAUCUGAUCCAUCGUCAAAGAAUGACAUAAAGUCUAAAAUUACUCAGCUUAACAAGAUGUUUAACAACCUUGAAAGGAAGCUAGGUAACCGUAAAUCUGAAUUGGAAGCAUCACUCAGAGAUGAAGAAAUGUUUGGCCAGUCAUGCCAUGAUAUUCAGGAAUGGUUAGCAGAUCAAGUAGCUCACCUGAAGGAUCGUCUGUUAGUUUCUGCAGACAGAGACGUACUGUCAAAUCAAGUGGGUGACUUUGAGCCCAUUUAUAAGGAUCUAAUGGCUAAAGAACAUGAAGUAAUCAUGAUGAUCAAUAAGGGUAAGGAUAUAGUUGCAAAAUCAUCUCGUAAGGAUCUCAGCCGUCAGUUAUCAGAGACUUUGGAUGCUAUCAAGAAAGAAUGGGACAAUGUUCGUAAGACAGCUGUAGACCGCCGCACAAGACUACAGAAAUGUAUGGAUACAUGUAAAAAGUUCCACAGUCAACAGGACAAGUUCAAUCCUUGGUUAGACACUGCUGAAGAAAAAGCACACAACUUAGAACCUAUUGCCUUUACAAAGAAAGCAAUUGAUAAGCAGAUAAAGGAAAUUCAAUAUUUCAAAAAUGAAGUGUCUCGGCAUAGUGGUGAAUAUGAGAACAAUAAAACUGCUGGUGAAAAGCUAAUUUCAUGUACAGAUACUGAUCAUGAAGGAGUUGAAGAAGCUCUUGCUUUCAUGAAGGAACGCUGGGACCAUCUUAAUGCAGUUGUUUUUGCUCGAGCUCAAGACUUAGAUGAUGUUGCUGCAAAAUUGACAGACUUCAGUGACAAAGCCAGAGAUCUUGAUCACACAUUGCAGCGUUGUGGAGACAGAUUAGCUUCUCUUGAUUCCCUUUCUGGAGCAGGAAAGGAUGCAAAGUCAUUAGAGAGGAUGAAAGCUCUUCUUGAUGAAACAGAUGCACUUGGUAAGCAGGUGGACCAAGUAAAAUAUAAGGGUGAAGAUUUAUGUGGGACAGCUGAUGCUCUUGGUUCAGAUGCUAAUCAUAUCCAUGAGGAGGUUGAAAGACUCACAGAUCGCUUUGGUGACUUGAAGGGUAGAUUGGAGGAGCGCUGUCAUGAUCUGGAGGAGGCUUCUCAGGCAGUAAACCAGUUUGGUGCACUCGUUAAGAACGUAGGUCAAGAAUUAACUGGUUUGGAUGAUGAACUUGAUCGCAUGAGACCUGUUGGAAGAGACACAAAGACUGUUACUAGUCAGAUUGAUCAGCUUCACAGUUUUCUGUCAAAGGUUGACCUCAAGAAUGAGGAAAUUGAGGAUGCUAAAACAGCUUUAGAUGAUUUAGUCACUCAAGGAUUCACAAGUGCUAAUAACCGUGCAGCUGAAGAUCAAAUUAAACAGCUUGGACGGCAGCUGAAGAAAAUACAAGACCGAUGUGAUGCUCGUGGGAAGGAUCUUGAUACUGUUUUGAAAAAGUUAGAGAAUUUCUAUGAUAAGUACAACUCUGUCAUGGAUGAUAUACAAGAAGCAGACAAGGAAGGAGAUACAUUCAAACCAGUAGGUGCAGAUGUAGACACUAUUAUUACCCAACAGGAGGAGUUCAAGCAGUUCAAAGGAGAAAGGGUAGAGGCUCUUGGAAAACAGGUUACUGAAUGUAACAAACUUGGACAAGGUCUUAUUCAGAGUGCUGCUUCUGGUGUUAACACACAAGGCCUUGAAAAUGACAUUGAUGGAAUGAAUGACUUGUGGAACAAGUUAAAAGUAAUGAUUGGUGACAGAGAAAAAGCUUUGGAUAAGGGUUUAAUGCAGUCGGGUAAAUUCCAGGAUGCAUUGGAUAGUAUGCUGCAGUGGCUAGGAAACUUUGAAGAAAUGAUGGAGAAUCAGGCACCAAUUUCAGGUGAAUAUUCUGUGGUAAAGGCCCAAGCCCAAGAACAGAAGUUCUUGAGAAAAAUGCUUAUAGAUCGCCAAAAUGAGAUGCAAGCCCUUCUUGCCAUGGGUCGUAAUCUAGCAGCUGAUCUAGAACAAUCUGAAAAGGCUGCUGUGGAAGGACAAUUGGAUGACUUGCUUAAUCGCUUUGAUGAUGCUAGUGCUCGAUCUCAAGAACGCAUGGAAGCUCUUGAAGAAACGCUCAAGGUUGCAAAGGAAUUCCAAAAUAAACUUAAUCCUAUUACUGAAUGGCUAGAUCGUACUGAAAAGAAAUUGAAGGAGAUGAGCACUGUACCAUCUGAUGAGGAAAAAAUACAAAAACUUCUUGAUGAGCAUGAUAACUUACACGAUGAGAUUUUAGGUCAAAAACCUGCAUUUGAUGACCUUACUGAUGUUGCCACUGCUCUUAUGAGUCUUAUUGGAGAUGAUGAAGCCAAUGCUUUAGCAGACAAAUUACAAGCUACCACUGAUAGGUAUGGACAGUUAGUAGAAGACUCUGAAGUCCUUGGGCGUCUCCUCCAAGAGUCAAAGGUUGGUCUCCGCCACCUGGUACUUACAUACGAAGACUUGUUAUCUUGGAUGGAUGAAAUGGAAGCUAGAUUAUCAAAGUAUCGCAUCUUGUCAGUAUUUGUGGAAAAGCUCUUGGAACAAAUGGAUGAACUGACUGAUCUUGGAGAAGAAGUAGUUGCACAUGAGAAACAAGUGGCAGAGGUUAUGGAUGCUGGAUCUCAUUUGAUGAAGCACAUUUCAAGUGAUGAAGCUCUUCAGCUGAAAGAUAAGCUUGACUCUAUACAUAGGCGCUACAAUGAUCUUAGUGCUAAAGCUACUGAUCUUCACAAAGCUGCAAAUGAGGCCUUGCCUCUGGUACAACAAUUCCACAGUGCCCAUGAACGUCUUGGAUCUUGGAUGUUGUCUGUUGAAGGUCAGCUUCAGAGCAUAGAUUCAUCUGGUCAGGGGCUGUUGGAGGAAGAAAUAGAAAGGCUAGCUCAUGAAAUACAAGAAAAUCGUCCAUUAGUGGAGGCAGUAAAUUUGGUGGGGCCACAGUUAUGUCAGAUUUCUCCAGGUGAAGGUGCUGCAAAUAUAGAGACUUUAGUAACAAGAGACAACAGAAGGUUUGAACAAAUUUGUGAACAAAUUCAGAGAAGAAUGGAGAGAAUUCACAUGUCCAAACAAAGGUCACAAGAAGUCACUCAAGAUAUUGAUGAGCUUCUGGGCUGGUUCCGCGAGGUAGAAGGCCAGAUACGCGAGGCUGAACCUCCUAGUGUGGAUCCUGAAGAAAUUAGAAUCCAGCUGAAAGAACAUAAGGCUCUGAAUGAUGAUGUUGCAAGCCAAAAGGGCAGAGUAAGAGAUGUUUUAUCUAAUGCCAAAAAAGUAUUGAGAGAGUCUCCACAUCAUGAAGACACAAGUGAGCUUAGAGAAAAAAUGGAUGAUCUUAAGGAAACUAUGGAAUCAGUUUCUAAAUUAUCAUCAGAUAGGCUAUCGACACUGGAACAAGCCUUACCUCUUGCUGAACAUUUCUUUGAAACCCACCAUGAGCUUGAUGACUGGCUUGCAGUUAUGGAAAAUGAGGCAAUGGUAAUGGAUACUCCUGCUCUUAGGGCUGAUCAGAUCAUUCGCCAAAUGGAGAAGAACAAAACCUUCCUUCAGUCUAUUGGUGACCAUAAACCUCUUCUUGACAAACUUAACAAAACAGGCGGAGCACUUUUGAAACUUGUUAAUGAUGAAGAUGGUGCUAAAAUACAAGAACUUUUGGAAAGUGAUAAUGACAGAUACAAUGCGCUUAAAUAUGCACUUCGUGAACGUGGUCAAGCUCUGGAGGAUGCCUUGCAGGAAACUAGUCAGUUUGCUGAUAAAUUGGAUGGUAUGCUUUCUGCUCUAGCCGAGACUGCUGACCAAGUGAAGAAUGCCGAACCUAUUGCAGCCCAUCCCGAGAAGAUCCAUGAGCAAGUACAAGAAAAUAAUGGCAUCAUUGAUGAUCUUGACAGAAAAGAAUCUGCUUUUACUGCUGUAAAGGCUGCUGCAGAAGAUGUCAUCAAUAAGGCAUCACGAAAUGAUCCAGCUGUGAAAGACAUAAAAACUAAGCUGGAUCGCCUGAACAAGCUGUGGGAUAUGGUACAACUGGCAACUACUCAGCGUGGUCAGUCUCUGGAAGAUGCUCUUGCUAUGGCUGAAAGAUUCUGGGAUGAAUUGCAGAAUGUUAUGACUGCACUGAAAGAUCUUCAAGAAACAUUAAAGGCUCAAGAACCAGUAGCAGUUGAACCACAAGCUAUUAAACAACAACGUGAAGAAUUAUCUCAAAUUAAGGUUAAGAUUGAUCAGACUAAGCCAGAAGUAGAACAAGUUCGCCAGACUGGUCGUGACCUGAUGACAAUUUGUGGUGAUGCUGAUAAACCUGAAGUUAAGAAGAACAUUGAAGAUCUGGAUUAUGCUUGGGAUAAUGUUACUGCUCUAUAUGCUAAACGUGAAGAGAACCUAAUUGAUGCUAUGGAGAAAGCUAUGGAAUUCCAUGACACAUUAAGGAAUAUGCUGGAGUUCUUGGAGAAGGCAGAGGAUAAAUUUAGUGGAAUGGGUCCCAUUGCUGGAGACAUUGAAGCCAUCAAAGGACAGAUUACUCAACUGCACAAGUUUAAGGAUGAGGUUGAUCCGCAUAUGGUGAAAGUUGAAGCCUUGAACAGGAGUCUAAGAAGACAAGCUCAAGAGUUGAAAGAAAGAACAUCAGCUGAUCAGGCAGUUGCCAUUAUGGAACCUUUAGGUGAAGUGAACAAACGUUGGGAUGAGCUGCUGAAGGGGAUUGUUGAAAGACAGCGCAGCUUGGAAUAUGCUCUUCUUAAGCUUGGACAGUUCCAGCAUGCUCUCAAGGAAUUAAUGAUUUGGAUUGAACGCACAACAAGAACUGUAGACGAUCUGAAGCCAGUAUUUGGUGACCCGCAAGUUAUUGAGGUUGAAUUAGCAAAAUUAAAGGUUACAAUCAAUGACAUUCAGGCUCAUCAGUCCAGUGUUGAUACCCUUAAUGAUGCUGGUAGGCAACUGAUUGAAGCUGAUAAGGGGUCUGAAGAUGCUUCUAAUACACAAAAGAAACUAUUAGAACUAAACAAACAGUGGAGUGAAUUACAGGAUAAAGCAACUGGUAAACAAAAUGAUUUGGAAAGUGCACUUAGAGAAGCUCAAAUAUUCAGUGCUGAAAUUCAAGAUCUCUUACUUUGGUUAGGAGAUAUUGAUGCUGCCUUGUCAAGUUCCAAACCAGUUGGAGGUCUUCCAGAAACUGCAAAGGAACAGCUCCUUCGCUUUAUGGAGAUAUAUGAAGAUUUGGAGGAGAACCGUUCUAAAGUAGAAGCAACUCUUCAGCAAGGGCAGGAAUAUCUGAAACGUUCUCGUGAAGGAGCUGCUACUAAUCUCAACCAUAGCCUUCGUACCUUAAAACAACGUUGGGAAAGUGUCAUGAAUCGUGCUAGUGAUAAGAAGAUCAAGUUGGAGAUAGCUUUGAAAGAGGCUACAGAAUUCCAUGAAGCAUUGCAAGCAUUUGUCGAUUGGCUUACUGAAGCAGAGAAUUUGUUAAAUUCCCAACAUCCAGUGUCACGUGUUCUGGACAUCAUUCUUGAACAGAUUGAAGAACAUAAUAACUUUAAGAAAGAUGUCACUGCACAUAGAGAAGUAAUGCUUAGUUUAGAUAAAAAAGGAACACAUCUUAAAUAUUUCAGUCAGAAGCAAGAUGUCAUAUUGAUUAAGAAUUUGCUAGUUUCUGUGCAGCACCGUUGGGAGAAAGUAGUAUCUAAAGCGGCAGAAAGAACACGCUCUCUUGACCUUGGAUUUAAGGAAGCUAAAGACUUCCACGAUAAUUGGAAUGAAUUGGUCACUUGGCUCGAUGAUGCUGAGAACUCCCUUGAUGACUUGGCUGCUAAUGUUGGAAAUGAUCCUGAAAAAAUUAAAGCCCAAAUUGCCAAGCACAAGGAAUUCCAAAAAGCUCUUGGGGCCAAGCAACCAGCCUAUGAUAGUACAAUGAAGCAGGGUCGAGGUCUGCAGAACAAGGCACCAAAGUCUGAUGAAGAGACAUUAAAGCAAAUGAUGACCGACCUCAAGAACAAGUGGAACAGUGUUUGCCAGAAGAGUGUAGACCGCCAAAGGAAGCUAGAAGAAGCUCUUCUCUUCACUGGUCAGUUUAAAGAUGCUACUCAAGCUCUUUUGGAUUGGCUUAAGAAGGUAGAAUUAGGGCUUGUUGAUGAUGGGCCAGUUCAUGGAGAUCUGGAUACAGUUAUGGCACUAGUUGAGCAACACAAGGCAUUCUGUGCAGAACUCAAGAACCGCUCUGUACAAGUUGGGAGUGUACGGCGUACAGCAGAUGAACUGUUAAUCAAGGCUAGUGCUGAAGAUGCUGUUACUAUUCGUUCACAAAUUGUCGAGUUAGUAAGCUCUUGGGAAAGGGUUGAGACGGCUACAGAAAUUCGUACUAGACGGUUAGAGGAAGCGUUACAAGCUGCUGAACAGUUACAUAAGGUUGUGCACAUGCUGCUUGAUUGGUUGUCUGAUGCAGAGAUGAAACUCAGGUAUGCUGGACCAUUGCCAGAUGGUGAAGAGGAGACAAGACAACAAAUUGCUGAGCAUGAAGCAUUCUUGGCCGAAUUGAAUCGUAAAGAAAGAGAAAAAGACGAUACAAUUGCCUUGGCUGAAGAUAUCCUUGCCAAAGCUCAUCCAGAUGGUGUUGCAACUAUUAAGCACUGGAUCACCAUUAUUCAGUCGAGGUGGGAGGAAGUUAUGGCAUGGGCCAAGCAGAGAGAAACCAGAUUGGCAGACCACCUUAGAAGUCUACGGGAUCUUGCUGGACUUCUUGAUGAGCUCAUGCGCUGGCUUAUACAGGCUGAGAACAAUCUGACAAUCUUGGAAGCAGAACCGCUGCCUGAUGACAUUCCUGCCAUUGAGGCUCUCAUUACUGACCAUAAGGAGUUUAUGGAUGAAAUGCAGAAGAAAGAGCCCGAUGUGCUUAGCAUAUGUAAGCCUACCAAACCUCGACCAUCACUUUCACAGCAAGGCAAAAAGCGAUCAAGAGCAUCUCUUGGUCGUGAGAGUGAGAGUCCAGGAAGAGAAUCGUCACCAGAAUUUGAUUACCCAUCACGGCGGUCCAGUCGUAUCAGUCCAGAUCGAGAAUCCUCGCCAGGACCUAAAUCUCGAAAGUCCAGCCGAUCAUCACCGGCACGUGAGAUCACCCCCACACGGGAGUAUCCAAGACCAUGGAUGUAUGGAGCAAGAACAACACCACCACGAGAGUCCUCACCGGGAGCUGAUCGUGAAAGAGACUGGCCACUUGUGCACUUGCGCUUUGCCACAUCAACACCAACGCCUUCUGCUGCUGCUACUGCAGCAGGCGGGAGAAAGAGCAGCAAAGCUAGUGUGCGAGAGGAACCUCAAAUCAAGAAUCCCCAGGCACGUGCAUUGUGGGAAAAAUGGCAACAUGUUGGCUUCAUGGCAUGGGAACGUAUGCGACGUCUCCAUGACAAACUCAGCUACCUCCAUGAACUUGAGAAGCUAAAGAACUUCUCGUGGGAAGAAUGGCGAAAGAGGUUCAUGAAGUUCAUGAAUCACAAGAAAUCAAGAGUGACGGACCUUUUCCGUAAGAUGGACUCUGAUAAUGAUGGAGCCGUUCCUCGUGAUGACUUCAUUGAUGGCAUCCUUAAGACAAAAUUCCCAACCAGCCGCUUGGAAAUGGGCACGGUAGCAGAUAUAUUUGAUCGCAACCAAGAUGGGUAUAUUGAUUACCAAGAAUUUAUAGCAGCUCUUCGGCCAGACUGGGAGCGUAAGGGUCCCUUGACUGAUGCUGAAAGAAUUGAUGACGAAGUUCAGAAGCAAGUUUCCAAAUGCACUUGUCGUCAGAAGUUCAGAGUUCACCAAGUAGGGGAGGGCAAAUACAGGUUUGGAGACAGUCAGAAACUUCGCCUGGUCCGUAUCUUGCGAUCAACAGUUAUGGUUCGUGUUGGAGGUGGAUGGGUGGCACUAGAUGAAUUCCUUGUCAAAAAUGACCCAUGCAGAGUAUGUCCAUCCAUACCUGAAUUAGAGCAGGUUGGAGAAUUGGAACUUCAUGAGCAUGGUUGUCCCUUAAGGGGGAAGACGUCACCAGCUGGGUCCUGCCGUAGCUCCUCCAAGGGUCGUACCAAUGUGGAGUUACGUGAGCAGUUCAUCCUAGCGGAGGGCGUUUCUCAGAGCAUGACACCAUUCAAGUCCAAGCCUAGCCCCAACAGUUCUGUGUCGAGCCAGUCCGGUACUCCUGCCCAGCAUCGAUCCCAGUCCCUGCCCAACUCUGGGCCAAUUAUAAAGGUUCGGGAAAGAACAGCAAAGAGCUCGGCAAUGGGGCGAACUUCCUUCAGUGCUGGCACCCCAGAUUCUUCAUUCAGUGAAGAAGGAGGGUCAUCAUCAUUCCAUCUCCAUGGAGGCAAACGCAAGGCCUCGGCACCAGUUACAUCCCGCUCCUCUUACAAUACUUCAGGUGACAGUCAACCAGGAAGCCGGUCAGGGAGCCGUCCACCAUCACGAGGUCCUGGAUCACAUCCAGGAUCACGUCCUCCAAGCCGUGCAGGCUCUGAAGUAUCCCUCGACUCGUGUGAUGGGGGACGAACUCCUAUGAAACGCACACCUUCAUUUACAGGACGCACACGUGCACCAUCUAGUCAGACUUCUGGGGUUCAGCGGUCAUCGUCUCUUAGAAAGGCCUCGGCCCCUGUCAAGUCCUCUACAGGCACUGUCAACGGUACAGGAACACGUGCCAUCUCUGUUUCUUCAAGGUUAUAUUCACCGACUCUGUCCAGUCGAUUGAAAGAGGCAGGAAUUAGGACCAAAAUUCCGGUUCUUGUGAGUCCUGCCUCUGAUUGGGAACGGACUAACCUCUCUGGCUCCACAUCUAAUCUGAAUGUACCGGCAACUCCCCUCAGGUCCCGAACUUCAUCAACUACUAGUCUUAACUCCAAUCAUUCCACAAGCAAAAUCCCAACUCUGAGACAAAAAGUAUCAGCCACACAUACCACCACUUCCAAGACUUCUACAACAUCAAGGACUCGGACUCCGUCGGGUUCCAGCAGCACAGGUGGAAGUACUAAAGUUACACGGAAGCCAUCGGCAGCCUCAGACUCGCCAUCUGGGGUAGCGAGAAAGACGGGAAUUGUAGAACCAAAACGCAAAGUGUAAUUAAUUAAAAAUGUGAAUGAUGACAAAUACAAGAUGUAAACUCUCUAAUUAUACAACACCAAAUGCAAGUGAACAUUCACAACUGAUAAACUGACACUGUGUUUUAACAAUGUAAACAGUAGUGGAUGCCAAACAUUAGUGGUAACUGUGUACAUGGUCACCACUAGGAAAAUUUAUAUAUAUAUAUAUACUGGUCAAGUUUAUACUUAUCCAGUACAUUAUUUGGAGAAAGCUUUAACUGAACAGAUCAUUGUGAUGGUUAAGUUAUAUUUGACAUUAAAUUAACAUAUUUAUCAUUGAAGGGUUUUUGUGAUGAAAUCUACAUAACUUAAAAGACACUAAGAAACAUUCACAUAUAUGAUUUUAUUAGCAUAUGUGAUAACAUGACAGGGCAGGUCCUGUUGCCUAAUAUGUGGCAGGAUUUGGUAUAUUGAGCCUAAAUUGUUUUUAUAAUAUAAUGUGAAAGUGGAUUAUAAAAACACACGGGUUCAUUAUGUCUGGUCUGGUCAUAGUGAUACAUGUAGGGUAGUGCAAGCCCAUUUUGAGAUUUCUCAGCCAUUCCACUCAACAUAUCUUGCUUGCUUGUGAAUAUAGGUUGUUUAUAUGCAAGUCUAUUAAGACAUGAUGCUUGAGUUUUUUUUCUGCAAAACUCUGAAUAUUCAUAAAUAUAUCUCUAAUGAUAACAUUGCAAGUUAUCUCUCUACAUGCCUUACAAAGUUAAUUUUCUCCAUUUUUCUUUCAUUGAACAAGUACAGAGCUCAGUUCAGCAGAUAAAUGUACUCGUAUUGUUCAUAAUCCAAGGCUAUUCUCAAGUGCUCACAUUAACGCUUCAUAACUUGUCUGUUCGUAUCAUCCAAACAAAGCUAUAUGGGGUAAUACAGGUUGCUAAACACCUUGUAAGAAGUAUAUGUUGAUUUGCAAUUUGGAGUACAGCAGGAGUUAAAUGGUGCUUUAUAGUCAUAGAAUUUAUACUAAACACAUAUUGGUACUUGGAAUUGUUAAAAUGAGCCUCGGUGGUUUCUUGUCUGUGCUGAACUGCAAAUGUGAUGAGAACAGUGAGCUUGAAUUACAGAUAGUGUAAUACUAGAUUUCCCAAUUGUAAAUGGGAAAAAUAUUGUAACGGCAACACAAAGGCUGAUUUCGUUACUUUGUUUUGUAAGGUAUCAUUCCAUUGUGUACCGUUCAGUCAGAAUUUCUUGUUAAACAAAAAAAUAUCAGUCGUUUGUCGUGUAAAUAUGACGGUUCAAGUGGCUCUGAGGUAAGAUGUGACCAUAAUGAGAGGGCAACACAAGGAGACAAUCUGGUUCUGGGUUUUUAAGAAAGUUCACACCAUCAGCUUUCUUUUGGGGUUGUGUUGUUGUAUUGCCCACUCAUUUUGGUACAAAUUUCUAUUCUUUUCUUUUUUGUUGUUCAAAAUCUUUUUUUAACAAUUUUAAUUAUGGUAAAUUUCUUGCUGUUUUCCGUUUUUGUUGUACCUGUAUUGUUUGUAUAAACCUUCGCUUUCAUGCUUUUUUAUAAGUUGUAAAUAUAAUAAUGUUAAAGCCCAAUGAGAGACUUAAUUAUAAGGGCACAAAAGAAAUAUUGAAACUAAAUGAAAUCAGAUGUACUAAAGUUCUUUUGUUUGAACAUACUAUACUUGACCAAUCAUAGAAUAUUUUUUGUAUUUAAAUUGCUUAUGAUUAUACUAAUGCUUCGAUAAUAAAUGAGUAACAAAA